This is a messenger RNA of Orbilia oligospora ATCC 24927, 1740 nucleotides long. RefSeq lists its product as uncharacterized. The record is from RefSeq and is a predicted model, not a curated record. The transcript has a single exon. Lineage: Eukaryota; Fungi; Ascomycota; Orbiliomycetes; Orbiliales; Orbiliaceae. The coding region runs from base 1 to 1740 and encodes 579 amino acids.
AUGGCGCUGCCCUCACCCAGUUGUCAACCUGCAUACCCUCACCAGCAAGGUCCUCUUAUUCCAUCCAGCGUUUUCAGCUCAGAUAGAGAACUCCAAGAGCUUGUCAAUCGAAGAGACAUGCGUAUAUCGUCCACCCAUGACCUCGCCGAGUUCUUAAGGUCGUCCCGCCCCGAAGAUUAUUCCCGACCUGCAAAAGCCUCAGACGAUCUCGCCAUUGACUCCGGGCAUCGGAAGAUGUCCUUCAAGUUUUUAAAAUCUGCAUCGAAGGAUCUGCUCUCCCAGCGCAAAAAUUCUGUUUCACUCCCCAUCCCCUCCACCGUUGCGCUUCCAGAGAAGGUUCGCCUGGAGAAGACGUCGAAAGGAAAUUCUUAUCUUGCUAUCCAAGUAGAUUAUACUCCAGGAAGGGACUCCGAGUGUGCAAUUGCUUCCCCCUGGACGCCCAGUUCAAGCGAAUAUAGCGGCAGGGAAGGUGUUAGGAAAGCCACAUCUGCUGACUUUUCCUCAGAUCGAGGUAAUUACCGAAACAGUUCUGUCAGCCAAGCAUGGAAAGAUCAUGAUUCUGCUUUCGGAACCGGGCAUGACAGGGUUAACAGUACAGAUACCCGAGCUAUGACGAGAUGGAUGCGAAAUUCUUCAGGAAGUGAUCUAUCAUCCUCCCAGGCUGGUCUCGUUGUCUCACCUCUGACAGCACCGCAACCACAAACCUCAUACUCGAUCAAAGUACCAAAACAAAGGGCCAGCUCCACAUACUCCUAUACAUCUAUCCCACCUGACUAUUCAAAGCCUUGCCAGACUUCCAAGUUCUCGACUAUUCCAAAACUAUACCCUGAUAGCUCUCCAGUCCAAAGGCGAUAUUCAUCAGAUUCCACGCUCCGGGGGGUAACGGUUUCGGCUCGGCCGGCUCGAUUUUCCUCUCCAAUCAGAAAAGACGAUAUAUAUCUGCUUACAUCGCCUCCGAUUUCCUCCAACAUCGAGAAGGGAAGCUACGCGCAGCUCCAUGUAAAACCCGAAACAUCCUCAGUAAUAUCAAAAAGUUCAACACAGCCCGGGCCGCCCCCGACUCGUGGGCUCCCGUCACUACCAGAGGGACACGACGAUGCUGUGAACCUCGCAAUUAAGAUACGCGCUGCCGCAGCAACUAGGUCAUCUAUUGGUUCUCAGUUGUCGUUGGCGAGUGACGUAGGCUCCCUCAAAAACCGUCGUCCUGCGACACUUUCUCGGACCUGUAGCGAACGUGAAAUUUCUGUCAAAGCUAGGAAACUUAAGGAUCUCGAAGAUUUGAAAGGCAAACGGAGUGCGGCCCCUCGUGAUGUGUCUCAUGACCCCGAUUGUUCAACUUCCAAGCCGAAAAGAAGUCAGGGCAAACCUCGGAGACAGAAGACGGGUAGCACAACAUUUUCUAUUUCGCCGGUCACAGUCGUUUAUGAAGUAUCACCCGACUCACGAGAUGGCCCGGGGAGUCAAUAUAGUGGUGAAACGGCCCUCGGAGAUCCGAGCAGUACUCCGAGGUCGUCUUCUGAAGUUAUAAAACAGCAAGAAGAACAAAAAAUUAGCCAGGGUACUAUCGCAAAUCUCGAGGAUAGAGUGAGAAAGCUGGAACAGAGGAACAUCCGCCUCGAGCAAGCAUUGUUUGCGGUACUACGCGGAAAUAUUUUAUUAGGAACUGGAUCUACAUUAGAGGGUCCGAGUCUGUCUGAGAUUCUAGUUGGCUCCAACUCCGUGUCUCUUACGGAUCCAUGA